AUGAGUGACGGUAUGGACCUCGCCACUGCCGCCGAGAUCGCAGAUAUUCAGGACGACAUUGCUCUUAAAAUGGGCAUUCUCGAAUCUCUCGAUAACGAAGGAGGCGUCGACACUGAUACUGAAGAGAGCAAAAAUGUGACGCGAUCCGACCUCAAGAAACUGCGCAAGCGUCUUCGGACCUUGCAGGCAGCCUCCACAGACAACGGUAAUGCCGAGUCAUCGUCCAGAGACAACCUCCACGAUAUUUCAACGGCCGAAGAGCUGCCCGGCAGUCGUCAGUCACAAGUCACUCACUCCAAUUCAAUGAAUGGAUCAAGCUCCCAUAUGCCCCUUCCGAAGCCUGAAUUUGUGAAUCGCAAACGACAACGAGGCGACGAUGACUUCAGUGACGAUCUACCUAACCUUUCCUCCAAGUCUCGUCGCACUACGCCUAGUUCUGCGGCAACUGCGGCUCCAUCACCGACGGGUUCAACAGAUAGCUUUGACAGUCUCGACCAGGAUGACCAACUAUUGGACUUACUCUUUGGAAGCUACUCAAGAGAGAUGCAGCGAGAUCGGGAAUAUUGGAAGAAACUUGAAGAGCGAAAGAAACAAGAGGAAAGCGAUGCGGCAUUGGCCAGAAGCCUAUCUCAGGAUUUGGGUCAAAAUGAUGGUCUCGCAUUCACACCAACGUCUGCGCCUGCUUGUCCCUCGGAUUAUACACAAGCCUUCUUCCGAACAGAUGGCACUAUCAACCGGCGUUCCGCCAGUCAAUCCACAGAAAUUGGCCGAACACCAUCCGCAACAAACCAGAGAGAGCUCUCCCCCGGUGGUCAAUUCACGACACAAAUUUCGCCAGAACCAAGCAGCAGUCGUCUACCAAUGGCACAGAUGAAGCUCGAGACAACGAACAGCCGGACAACGACGGCAAACAUUACGCCCGAGCCAACCAUGAGCCGUCAAUCGAUGCCACACAUCAAGCCGGAGCGAUGUAGACCUCUGGUGUCUUCCCUUAAUUCGGGUGCAUCCAACAGCAUGACUCCUAUCAAAGGUUCAAAUAUCUGUGGAAACCCGACCACUUCCACCGGCAUCAAGACCGAGCCUGUAGACUAUGCAUCCCCAGCAACCAUGCCUGGCGCCUUUCCCGGAACGCCGUCCUAUUCGAGCAUGGGCGGGAACUCUGUGUACGACCCUGUGCUUCCAUCUACGGCUCAGCCGCUCUCGGCCGCUCUCACUCAACCACGUUACCCGAUUCAGACAUCCAUGCCUCCAGUUUCCGAUCCCCUGAGUUCACCUUGGGGCGGCUCGCCGUAUUCUGAUCCUCGACUGUAUUCACACUAUGCCGAUUCAAGUCAAACCAAAGAAGAACUUCAGGAUCUUUUGAAGCACAUUCGGCCUGACGAAGAGCUGACUGCAGAUCAGGUACCUCAACAAACACAACGCUUGAAGGUGACUCUCAUGCCGCACCAACUCAGUGGGUUGGCCUGGAUGAAGAAGAUGGAAGAAGGAACGAACAAGGGCGGAAUUCUGGCUGAUGAAAUGGGCUUGGGAAAGACAAUUCAAAGUAUUGCCCUGAUGCUUGAGCGCCCACCUCCUGAAGACAAGCACAGACCAACCCUGGUGGUGGCCCCCGUGGCGCUGAUGCACCAGUGGAGACGAGAGCUGGAGAAGAUGGUUCGGUCCAGGUAUCGCUUCAACGUGUUCACCCUACAUGGAGACACAAGAAAAGCCACCUGGGCUUCGUUGAAGGCCUACGAUGUCGUUCUCACGACAUAUGGUCGACUUGCUUCAGAGCUCAAGAAAAAGUUGGCAUGGGAGGACCGGUGGAAGUUGGUGCCCGACGCUCGCCCCUCCACCGCCGAAGACUGUCCUAUCCUUGGUGAACGAUCCCAUUUCCAUCGAGUGAUUCUCGACGAGGCGCAAAAUAUCAAAAACAGAAACGCCAAGACUUCCCUGGCGGCUUCUCGCAUCGAAGCUGACUACCGAUGGGCUCUGUCUGGGACCCCCAUGCAGAACAAUGUCGAAGAGAUGUUCAGCUUGAUCAAAUUUUGUCGCAUCCGUCCUUACAAUGAUUGGCAACGAUUUUCAAGAGACAUUUCUUCGGGAAUUAAAUAUGGUAGAGACAGAAGGGAGAAAUCCAUGGUGACACUUCAGGCGCUCCUUCGUGCAAUCUUACUCCGCCGUACCAAACAUUCCAAGAUUCAUGGCCAGCCAAUCCUCCAACUUCCUCCGAAGACGAUCAAAGAGGAAAGAGUGGUAUUCCUUGAUCAGGAUGAGCUCACAUUCUACAAGAGCCUCGAGUCACAAGCCCAAAUCCAAUUCAAUAAAUUCAUCCAGAGAGGUGGCAUCGGACGGAAUUAUUCCCACGCCCUCGUUCUGCUCCUUCGACUGCGGCAAGCCUGCUGCCACCCACAUCUUGUUACCUCGAGCAAGGACUUCAUCCAGGUUAAUGGCCUGGACACCGAUAAAUGCUUGUUAAACGCGGCACAGCUUGACCAGCAAGCUGUCAAACGAUUGAAACAACAGGACGUAUUCGAAUGCCCCAUCUGUAUGGAUGUGGACGAAAAUCCCUCUCUCUUUCCCUGUGGUCAUACACUUUGCAGCGACUGUCUUAGUCGACUAGUCGAUCAAGCGGCAAAUGAUGCCAAUGGGUUUCCGUCGUGCCCUAAUUGCCGAGCCAAGAUCGACGCGGACAAGGUCACAGAUAUUGAAAGUUUUCUUCGUGUCCAUUGCCCCGAGCGCGAAGGUGUCACGCCAGUGGGAAAAAAUGAGGACGAAUCCGACUCGGAUUCUGACUCCGAUGAUGAGUCUGACAGUUUGGAUGAGGGAGAGGAUCUACAGGGCUUCAUUGUACCCGAUGAUUGGGAGGAGCAAUCAGAGCCAGAGUCGAAGAAGAAACGCGUCUCGAAAUCCAAAGCACGAAAGAAGAAAUCCAAAUCACAAGAUAUGCCCAAACUCAAGUCAUUGGCACAACUUCGAAAGGAGGGAUUGAAGAACAAGUCGGCGAAACGUACAUAUCUCAGGCGAUUGCGAAAGGCUUUCCAAACAUCAGCCAAGAUCAACAAAACUCUCAAUUUGCUCGAAGGCAUCCGAAAUCGUGGGCAGAAUGAGAAGAGCAUCAUCUUUUCCAACUUUACAACGUUCCUGGAUUUGCUUGAAGUCCCUCUCUCUGAACACAAAGACUUCAGCAAGUACGUCCGAUAUGACGGAUCAAUGUCACCUGCUGAUAGAAACGAUGCCGUCCUCGAAUUCACCGAGAACCCCAAUUGCACUGUCAUCCUUGUCAGUCUGAAAGCUGGUAAUGCGGGCCUCAAUUUGACUGCGGCAAACCAUGUCAUUAUGCUCGAUCCCUUCUGGAAUCCAUUUGUCGAGUAUCAAGCGGCCGAUCGUUGCCACAGAAUUGGUCAACGUCGAGAGGUGACUGUUCACCGAGUUUUGAUCGGUGAAGCAAAUUCUGAUGAUCCAGGAACUGCUUCUGAUACCAAUAGCCCUGAUCCCGACUCUAGAGGGUUCACGGUCGAAGAUCGUAUCCUGGCUCUUCAAGAGUCAAAGCGAAAGCUCGUUGAGCAAGCUCUCGAUGAGUCAGCUGGUCGAGACGUCGCCCGACUUGGUGUCCGCGAGUUGGGUUACUUGUUCGGUCUCAAUUCCUUAUAA
This is a messenger RNA of Rhinocladiella mackenziei CBS 650.93, 3633 nucleotides long. RefSeq lists its product as uncharacterized. The transcript has a single exon. The record is from RefSeq and is a predicted model, not a curated record. The coding region runs from base 1 to 3633 and encodes 1210 amino acids. Gene Ontology annotation, cellular component: cytoplasm. Lineage: Eukaryota; Fungi; Ascomycota; Eurotiomycetes; Chaetothyriales; Herpotrichiellaceae. Gene Ontology annotation, molecular function: ATP binding; ATP-dependent chromatin remodeler activity.